Misgurnus anguillicaudatus (oriental weatherfish) is the source of this 2468-nucleotide messenger RNA. It is a transcript of the gene ro60, whose product is annotated as Ro60, Y RNA binding protein. The record is from RefSeq and is a predicted model, not a curated record. Gene Ontology annotation, molecular function: RNA binding. Gene Ontology annotation, cellular component: ribonucleoprotein complex. Lineage: Eukaryota; Metazoa; Chordata; Actinopteri; Cypriniformes; Cobitidae.
GGGAUGUUCUGAUAUCCAUUUUACCUAAAAAAAAAAAACGCUAAAAUUGACAAAGGUGAAGACAAACCGUAAAAAAUACAUCUCCUUCAGAAUAGGCAUGUGAUGCUCAAAACUGCCUUCCAGCUAGGCAGCACAGUAUGUUUUGAGAGACGCAGCCCGUCGUGUCGCUCACAGCCGGGAAUCUUUUUCGCUCUCCUCCUCUGGAUCGAGUCUGAUUUUCAGGGAGGAGCUGCAACUCUUGGGAAGAUAAGGAGACUCUGAUAAACACGAAAACGACAGGACUGAAGGAGAGUUAAUUAUGGAUCCAGCAUCUCCCCCAGAACAGCUGUCACUUGUUCAUGAACAGGUGCAGAACUCAUUGGACAGAUCAGUGACUGCAGCUGUAUGUCUACGCCGCUUCCUCUGUUACGGGUCGGAGGGACCCACGUACACCACUAAAGAGCGCGCUCUGGGUAUUGAGAACGCCCUGUGCCUCAUGCAGUUUAUCGAGGGUGGUCGGGGCUGUGAGGUGGUAGAAGAGGUCAGACGCUUGAAUUUAGAGGGUCACGUCCUCUGCUCCAAUCCCAGCCUCUUUGCUCUUGCCGUGUGCUCACAGCAUGCAGACUGCAAGACCAAGCAGGCUUCCUUACGGGUGCUGAAGGAGCUUUGUCGAUCACCGGCGCAGCUCUUCGCAUUUGUGCAGUAUAAGAAGGAACUCAAAGAGGGAUCUGGGAUGUGGGGUCGGGGUCUGCGCAGGGCCGUGACGGAUUGGUAUAAUAGUCAGGAUGGGAUGAGCUUGGCGCAGGCUGUGACAAAGUGCAAGCACAGGGUGGGCUGGUCGCACAGGGACCUUCUCAGACUGUCCCACAUGAAGCCAACCAAUGACAGUGUUGGUCUUGUUUGUAAAUACAUCACGAAAGGCUGGAAAGCAGUUCAGGAGGCAUAUGGCGAUAAAGAAAACUCGGAGGAUCUUCAGAGGGUUUAUGCAUAUCUAGAGGCUGUGGAGAAAGCCAAGCACUCUACUGAUGAACUGGAGAUCAUUCAUCUUAUUGAGACACACCGGCUGGAGAAAGAGCAGAUACUUACCAACCAUCUCAAGUCCAAAGAGGUAUGGAAAGUUUUGCUGAAAGAGAUGCCAGUGGUUGUUUUAAUGAAGAAUUUGGGGAAGUUGACGGCAGACAAAUUUCUGGCACUAGGAAGUCAAGAAGUUGCGGCUGUUUGUGAAAGGAUUCAAGAUGAGGAGGCUUUGAAGAAGGCAAAAACUCACCCAUUUAACGUUCUUGUGGCAUCUGAAAACUAUAAACGGGGUCAUGGGAAGCGUGGCAAACUGAAAUGGGAGCCAGAAAGAGACAUUGUUGAAUCCUUGGAGUGUGCCUUCUGCAAAAGUAUUUCAACUGUGGAGCCCACAGGCAAGCGGUUUUUGUUGGCUGUCGAUGUAAGUUCCUCUCUGAGCAGUGUGGCCCAUGGCAGCUCCAUCAAUACUGUGGCAAUAGCAGCAGCAAUGUGCAUGGUAUUAGCGCAGACAGAAGCAGACACACAGGUGGUGAACUUCUCUGAUGGGUCUUUGGUUCCCUGUGCUAUAUCAUCUGAUUUGACACUAAUGCAGGUUGCAACACAGUUCAUUAAGACACCUGGUGGUAGCACAGACUGUGCAUUACCCAUCACCUGGGCCUCAGAACAUGAAAAAACUGUGGAUGUUUUUAUCAUUUUUACCAAUAAUCAAAUCUGUGGGAGGGAAAAUCCAGCAGAGACACUUAAGGCAUAUAGACAAAAAAGUGGUGUAUUUUCCAAACUUAUUGUGUGUGGAAUGAUAGCCAAAAGCCUGUCCAUCGCUGACCCUGAAGAUCGUGGCAUGUUGGACGUCUGUGGGUUUGACUCUCGAGCUGUUGAUGUCAUCCGUAACUUUGUACUUGACGUCAUGUAAAGGGAUUCAUUUGUAGCAGACAGUACAUUUUAAGAAGAAAUAAGAAGGCACCGAAGGACCCCAAUCAACGGAAGAACAUGCAAAAAGACUAUUUUUUAUUUAAAGGUUUAUUUUAGGGGCUUUUUUGCCUUUAUUUGGAUAGUUCAGUAGACGGAUGACUGUGCGUUCACACCAGACGCGGAAGAGGCGGCAAAAACAUAUUUUUUAUAUAAAAGCUAUUUGCGUGUAUAUUUAACAUAAAAGCUAUUUGCGAGUAGUUGGACGCUUAAACAUUUUGAGUUUACUCCCUUCACACGCUUGAAAUUCUAGUAAUUUGAGAAUUCGCAUCAUGGGAGGGGCUUAUAUAGCUCAAGUUGAGUAAACUUACCAGAUUGUUCGACCUCCUUUCUUUCAAACAAGAUCCUUUUAAUACCCGUAAAAGUACGAAGAUGUCUUGUGUAGCGAUGAUGAUUGUCCUCCAUUCUUUAUUGUUUUGUUUAUCUGCCUCCACUCGCUUCCUGUAAUCACGUUACUGAUAGAGCAAGCUCCUGAUUGGUUAACGUGGCGCGAAAAUCCGGCAAAGUAU